UGGGCCCACAGACAGAGAACAGAGAAGUACAGGAUUUAGACACAUUAGACCAACUACUGAGUCAGUUAGAAAGGUAAUCAUACAGUAAGUUAAUACAGUAAGUAAAAGUAACUUAGAAUCAUACAUAUUACAAUAAGAGGUCAGACAGACUGAAUUAGUUGAUUCAUUCAUUGAUUGGGGUAAUCAUUGAUAUUCGGUACGGUUAGUUAAGAUGGCAAACUACGUCAACAAACAGGUGAUUGAAUUGAAUGAAGUUACUGAAGAAAACCGGAACAGAUUAUCGAGGAGCGUGAAGACUGAGACCCAUCUCUCAGAUGGAAGACUAAGACUCUACAGGCUGGCUGCUGUGUGUUUUGGAGUGCUGUGUGUUCUACAAGUCACUCUCAACAUCUUCCUGAGACUGGAUUUCUUCCACUCCAACAGAGAGAGAGAGCAGUUAAACGGCUGUUACAACACCACUGGCUUGGCGCAGGUUGGAGACCAGCCAGAUACCAGUACUAUCAUGGAUCUGUGUACAGAGAGAGACCAGUGCCGGAUGAACAGAAACCAGCUAGAGAGGGAGAGAGACAAAGAGAAAAUGGACAAAAAACAGUUACUGGAGCGUUACACUGCCCUGACUACAGAACGGGACAGGUUGAGAAAAAGGGUCAGUCUUCUGACCAAUGAGAAGGUGGUGCUCUCUAUCUGUGGUACUGGAAGAGUGGUGGAAGGGAGUGGCAUGGCAGUCCAAACGAUGAGGACUGUGUUAAAGUGUCCUAAACGAUGGAGGAUGUUGGGAUCCAACUGUUACUUCCUGUCUACUGAGAGGAAAACCUGGGAGGAGAGCAAACUGGAUUGUCUGGCGAGAGGAGCAGACCUGGUGAUCAUAAACAGCAGACAGGAACAGAAGUUGUUGUACCAGCUGCAUGGUGAUGCAGAUCUCCUGGUCUGGAUUGGUCUGACUGACACCGUUAAUGAGGGGACCUGGAAAUGGGUGGACGGCACACCACUGACCACAUCGUACUGGAAGAGUGGUAAACCGGACCAUGGUGGUACCAACAACAAGGAUUGUGUCGAGGUCAACCAUCGGGACAACGUUUUGGCCAACUGGAACGAUGCACCAUGCAGCCACAUGCUGCAUUGGAUCUGUGAGAAAUUACAGAAAUAGCUACAUAGGUCAAAUCCACAUCUUGUUUAAAUGUGUUUGCACAUUAACAUUUUCCCUAAGAUUGUGUAAUUAACUGAGCACAUGCAUUUGCAUGGUACAUGGUAUUAUCUUUCUGUCUUUCAGCUGUAAUUCAUUUUUGGCAAUAUAUUAUUGGCAACCUUUUGGAUCAGUCACAAUACUGUAUUGUUUUCAGCUUUGUCCUUUUCCCUCUAAACAAUUUAUCCAUAUUACUUCUAUGAAAUGGUAUUGUACCAUCUAAUCCACUGUGAGAUCUAUUUUCAUCUGUUUCAAUCUGGUGUCCAAAACCGAAAGUAAAAGAGCAUAAGACAGAUCUACUGCUUAUGUUGCUUAUGCCUGGAAUCGGCCCGACACACACAAACACAUGUACGCAAUCAGACACGCACACAAGCAUGCACGCACGCAUUUAAACCUCAGUAAAGUUUCAGUUUUAUAGCAGCAUCUAUGCCAGGGUUGCCCAAUCAUUUUUCUGAAGAGCCUUCAAACUCAACUCUGGAUGUCGAAGCCAGUUCCACUGCAAUUUUUCAUUGUUCCCUUCUAAUUAGGGACUGAUUUAGACCUGGCACACCAGGUGGGUGCAAUUAAUUAUCAGGUAGAAAAGAAAACCAGCAGAUUCCAGACCUAGUAAGGGUAAGAAUUGACUACCCCUGCUGUGGAGCAGAGCUCUCCAACCCUAAUCCUGUAGAAGUACCGUCCUGUAGGUUCACACUCCAACCCUGUUCCCGGAGAGCUACUGUCCUGUAGGUUCUCACUCCAACCCUGUUCCUGGAGAGCUACCGUCCUGUAGGUUCACACUCCAACCCUGUUCCCGGAGAGCUACUGUCCUGUAGGUUCACACUCCAACCCUGUUCCCGGAGAGCUACUGUCCUGUAGGUUCUCACUCCAACCCUGUUCCUGGAGAGCUACUGUCCUGUAGGUUCUCACUCCAACCCUGUUCCUGGAGAGCUACCGUCCUGUAGGUUCUCACUCCAACCCUGUUCCUGGAGAGCUACUGUCCUGUAGGUUCUCACCCCAACCCUGUUCCUGGAGAGCUACUGUCCUGUAGGUUCUCACUCCAACCCUGUUCCUGGAGAGCUACUGUCCUGUAGGUUCUCACUCCAACCCUGUUCCUGAAGAGCUACUGUCCUGUAGGUUCUCACUCCAACCCUGUUCCUGGAGAGCUACCGUCCUGUAGGUUCUCACUCCAACCCUGUUCCUGGAGAGCUACUGUCCUGUAGGUUUUAGCUCCAAUCCUAAUAAUGUAGAGCACCUGACUACAAUAAUUAGCUGAUGAAAAAAUGAAUCAGGUCAAUUAAAACUGAGGUUGCAGCGGAGACCUGGUUGCUCUCCAGGAACAAGGUUGGAGUUAAAACCUAAAGGGGUAUCUCUCCAGGAACAGGGUUGGAGUUAAAACCUAAAGAGGUAUCUCUCCAGGAACAGGGUUGGAGUUAAAACCUAAAGGUGUAUCUCUCCAGGAAUAGGGUUGGAGUUAAAACCUAAAGGGGUAUCUCUCCAGGAACAGGUUUGGAGUUCAAACGUAAAGGGGUAUCUCCCCAGGAAUAGGGUUGGAGUUAAAACCUACUGGAGGGUAGGUCUCCAAGAACAUGGUUGGCGUUAAAACUUACUGGAGGGUAUCUCUCCAGGAAGUAUUUGUAAAAUUAAUGACAAAAUGUGGUUGUAUGUUUUUUAACAUUGAAAAAAUUACUUAAAGAAAUAUACUUUGAUUAAAAAUAUGUAUUUUUUAA
Molecule: messenger RNA, 2889 nt
Organism: Oncorhynchus kisutch (coho salmon)
Lineage: Eukaryota; Metazoa; Chordata; Actinopteri; Salmoniformes; Salmonidae
Product: type-2 ice-structuring protein-like
Exons: 6
Coding region: 212-1147 (311 amino acids)
Source: RefSeq, a predicted model, not a curated record